AAGGUUAACGCACGUAGCAUCACGAACAUUUCACUGUCACUUCCGCAACCUUCUUUCCCUUUCAUCAUCAAAUAAUAAUAAAAAAAUAAAUAUACAAUAAAAUACUAACCUCAACAACAAUCACUUCAUUCGUACGAUUCCAUCAUAGAUCUCGGAUUCGCUUGAUUCUUCGCUCCGGGUUUAUUUCGUGCGCCUUCACCAUGGAUGCUUCUUCGGUGUCCGAAUUUGAUUAUUUGUUCAAGCUGUUGAUGAUCGGAGAUUCAGGCGUUGGUAAGAGCAGUCUUCUGUUGAGUUUCACUUCCGAUACGUUCGAAGAACUUUCUCCUACUAUUGGGGUGGAUUUUAAGGUAAAACAUGUUACGCUUGGAGGAAAGAAGUUAAAGCUUGCUAUUUGGGAUACCGCUGGACAGGAAAGAUUCAGAACUUUAACCAGUUCAUAUUAUAGAGGAGCACAGGGAAUUAUAAUGGUUUAUGACGUAACCCGAAGAGAGACAUUCACAAACUUAUCUGAUAUAUGGGCAAAGGAAAUUGAUCUCUACUCAACAAAUCAAGAUUGCAUCAAGAUGCUUGUUGGUAAUAAAGUUGAUAAGGAAAGUGAGAGGGUUGUAACAAAGAAAGAAGGAAUCGACUUUGCAAGGGAAUAUGGAUGCCUUUUUAUUGAAUGUAGUGCAAAAACACGGGUCAAUGUGGAGCAAUGUUUUGAGGAACUUGUUUUAAAGAUCUUGGAUACACCUAGUUUGACUUCUGAGGGGUCAACUACCGUGAAAAGGAACAACAUAUUUAGCCAAAAGCCUCCAGUUUCCGAUGACUCGACCAAUGGAUGCUGCUGAAGUUUAAGUUGAAGGUGGUCUUUGUGUCCAUGUAACCCUUUUUUUUCAGGUUUAAAGCUUUUGUAUUCUAAUGUUGAUCAUGAAUGUAAAUUUUAUAUUAUGGGAUGUUUCUUGUAUUAUCUUUCUUUCAUUUAAAAAGAUCUUGGAAUGAUAGUCAACUUUGAUA
Messenger RNA from Helianthus annuus (common sunflower), 996 nucleotides. RefSeq names its product ras-related protein RABC1. Bases 201 to 830 code for a protein of 209 amino acids. Gene Ontology annotation, molecular function: GTP binding; GTPase activity. The record is from RefSeq and is a predicted model, not a curated record. The transcript has 7 exons. NCBI's taxonomy places the organism in Eukaryota, Viridiplantae, Streptophyta, Magnoliopsida, Asterales, Asteraceae.